AUGGAUAUUACAAAAUCUCCAGGAUACAAAGAUUUUUUGUGGGCUGUUAAUCUACAUCGUUUUGGAUUUAAAAUGAUAGGCUUGUGGCCUAAACCUAACAAAUGCACUGAGAAAAGUUUGUGGUCCGAAAUUUGGAUUGGCAUCAUUUUUAUUUUGUUAAUAUUUAUUUCUAAUGUUCCGAUGAUAUAUGCAGUUAUAGAAGUUUGGGGUAAUAUGGUACUUGUAAUAGAUAAUUUACAUACAACGUUACCGCAACUGAUAAUAUCAGUGAGAUACAUCAUUAUGCGACGGAAACAAACGGUUAUAUUGUCAAUUUUAAACAUGAUGGCGGAAGAUUGGAUAGCAUUUAAACAAGAUAAAGAGAGAAAUGUGAUGAUAAAACAAGCACAAACAGCACGAUUAAUUAUGAUAAUUGGAUAUGUUUUCAUUUCAAUAGCGAUUCUCGCAGUAAUUAUUCCACCUUGUUUUGGCAUUCCGGUAGUAUACGUAAUAACGAAUUUCACGGGUGUGAACAAACCGUUGCCGUUGAAGACUUAUCAUUUUUAUAAUACAGAUAAGAGUCCGCAAUUUGAAUUGACAUUUUUUAUUAUUAGCUUUACGACUUUAUUAGCAGGUAUCAUUUACAUGAGUGUAGAUAUUUUUCUAAUUUUAAUAAUUCUUCACAUUUGUGGCCAGUUAGAAAACUUUAGAUGCCGUUUAACUGAUUUGAUUUCAUGUAAAAAUUUCAAUGAAGUUUUGAACAACAUCGUAGAAACCCAUUUACGUCUUAUCAGGUAUGAAUUUUUAAUAUACUAG
This is a messenger RNA of Atta colombica, 795 nucleotides long. RefSeq lists its product as uncharacterized. NCBI's taxonomy places the organism in Eukaryota, Metazoa, Arthropoda, Insecta, Hymenoptera, Formicidae. Gene Ontology annotation, molecular function: olfactory receptor activity; odorant binding. The record is from RefSeq and is a predicted model, not a curated record. The transcript is spliced from 3 exons. The coding region runs from base 1 to 795 and encodes 264 amino acids. Gene Ontology annotation, biological process: sensory perception of smell; detection of chemical stimulus involved in sensory perception of smell. Gene Ontology annotation, cellular component: plasma membrane.